Molecule: messenger RNA, 655 nt
Organism: Paramecium primaurelia
Lineage: Eukaryota; Ciliophora; Oligohymenophorea; Peniculida; Parameciidae
Source: the annotation of a GenBank genome assembly
AUUCCUAAAAAAGAUACGGAAAAUAUAUUUGAGAUAAUAGCUUAGGAAGAGAAGAUAUAGAUCUAGAUUCAUCAUACUAUGUUCCCAGAUAAUCAACCAAAAGUUUAUGGUCUUCCUAUUAAUCAUAAAUCUAAUUAUUUUAUUAAUAUGUGGAUUUUGUUGGAAGAAUUAAACUUUUAUCAUGUUACAGCUUUAGAUUAUUUAUCUGUUAGAUCCUUAGCCUUUAUAUAGAUGAUUGAGAUUGAAUAUCAACAAAUAGAUUAUUCGCAUUAUUUAUUAAAUAAGAGAAAUUGGGAAAAUACUAAUCUAUCUAAAUUAAGUUUUAAAGGAAUUAAUACCUUUAAUUGGUUGGAAGAAAGACCUGAUAAAUAGAGAGACCUAACUCUACUAAAUCGGAUUCGAGAGAUUGGAAUCAUUUGGCACUUGUUAAUUUAAGUAAUUCUUAAAUUAAUUCUUCUAUCAGUGGUGAGCUUGAUUAAUCCUGAUCAUCAACUGGUAAAUAAAAUAUCUCUUAGAUACUUAAAGAGAAAUCUUUUAUAAUCUAAUCUGUUCAAAUUCAAUAAGGUUAAUAGAAAAAGUCCUGCUUAGCCUCAUCUCGGUAAUUAAUCAUCGAUAAGGCUGGAGAAUAUUCUUCAGUUAUUGAUGGAAAAUUGAU